Neomonachus schauinslandi (Hawaiian monk seal) is the source of this 1655-nucleotide messenger RNA. RefSeq names its product proteasome activator subunit 3 interacting protein 1 (gene PSME3IP1). The coding region runs from base 315 to 1079 and encodes 254 amino acids. Gene Ontology annotation, cellular component: nucleus. The record is from RefSeq and is a predicted model, not a curated record. NCBI's taxonomy places the organism in Eukaryota, Metazoa, Chordata, Mammalia, Carnivora, Phocidae. The transcript has 7 exons.
GCUCGUUUUGCAAAAGAAAACUUUGGAAACUAAGACCGAGGGUUGAAGGAUCUUGUUUGAGAGUUGUUUGCCCACGUGAAUGUCUGUGCACACAGGUGUAAAUGUGGAGACCUACUCGUUCAGAGCAGUGGUUCUUAAUCUAGUAAAAAACAAGAUCGUCUGCGGCCCGUUUAAAUGCGGAUUCUCCGACCCUACCCCCAGAUUGUCUGACUAAGUAGGUCUGGAGUUGGGACCCAGGGAAGCCAAGUGCGGGCCUGGUGGUCAGAAUUCCUAAUGACCUCUUGUGUACCAGCUGUGAGACCAAUUGUUCCAUUAUGGAUGGAGGGGAUGAUGGUAAUCUUGUUAUCAAAAAGAGGUUUGUGUCCGAGGCAGAACUAGAUGAACGGCGCAAAAGGAGGCAAGAAGAAUGGGAGAAAGUUCGAAAACCUGAAGAUCCAGAAGAAUGUCCAGAGGAGGUUUAUGACCCUCGGUCUCUAUAUGAAAGGCUACAGGAACAGAAGGACAGGAAGCAGCAGGAGUAUGAGGAGCAGUUCAAAUUCAAAAACAUGGUAAGAGGCUUAGACGAAGAUGAGACUAACUUCCUUGAUGAGGUUUCUCGACAGCAGGAACUCCUGGAAAAGCAACGAAGAGAAGAAGAACUGAAAGAACUGAAAGAAUACAGAAGUAAUCUCAACAAAGUUGGAAUUUCUCCAGAAAACAAGAAGGAGGUGGAGAAGAAAGUGGCUGUGAAACCCAUAGAAACCAAGAACAAGUUCUCCCAGGCAAAGCUGUUGGCAGGAGCUGUGAAACAUAAGAGCUCAGAGAGUGGCAACAGUGUGAAAAGACUGAAAUCGGACCAUGACCCAGAUGACAAGAGUCAAGAAGCCCCGUCCUGCAUGUCUCUCGGCAGCACGUCCCUGAGCGCCCCUUCCAUCCACUGCCCCUCCGCUGCAGUCUGCAUCGGCAUCCUCCCGGGCUUGGGCGCCUACUCCGGGAGCAGCGACUCCGAGUCCAGCUCCGACAGCGAAGGCACGAUCAACGCCACCGGCAAGAUCGUCUCCUCCAUCUUCCGAACCAACACCUUCCUUGAGGCUCCGUAGCUCCUGUGUCCCCCCCUCCUCUCCGCCCCGACCCCGCCAGAGCUCCUGCCCAAGAGUAGGCCGGACAGUUUGUUCCAACUCCGGGCACCACCUCCCCCAGAACUCCUUUGCCCGCUUCCUGUGCACACCGUGACAUUCUUAACCUCAUCUAAAAAUGUGCCAGAAUUCACUUGUGGCCCAACUUGUGUUUGGUUUCUCUUUCCACUCCAGUGCAGAUGUCCAACCCUGUCCUGCUGCCUCUUUCCUCGCUGCCGUGGUGGGGAGGGGGCUGCGGCUCCACGGAGAUUCCCCUGAAAAUGCUCUGGGAAGAUAGGCACCCGCUGGGGUGCAGUGUUUGGAUGCCGUUGCUUUCUUGUUUUCUUCUUUGUUUCCUUUCCUGACAGCACAGGAAGCAAGGGCAGUUAUGGGACAGGUAUCAUUUAAACCUCUCUUCCAGCAGAACACACCAUGUGGUUGUACUGCGUGGUGGCUCAUAUUGGGGGGCUGGGGGGAGGAGGGCCCCAGGUGAUGGACUGCUGCACUCCCUUGGAACUAACCGAUUCUUGAUGUGUGACUAAGUAAAGAUUAUAAACUACA